UUGUAAACAAGCCAUGAGUGAUUUACCUGAAAAUCUUCAAAUCAAAUUGGAAUCGCCCAAUAUAAAGGAGCGCUUGAAUCUCCAUGUUAAGCGACGACUUCAGCAUGAUCCGGACAACGCCACGCCACCGAUCGUUCCAGAGACCAAACGGGCCAAAAGCAAAGAGAAGGAAAAGGAGCCAAAACCACGAAAGCCCUACCAAAAGCGAGUGGACAAGAUUAAAACAGAAGCAGUGGUGACCAGCACAACGUCAACGACAGGCAAAGGCAAAAAGGCUGCACAAAUUGCCAGUCCAGCUGCUGAAUUGGAACCCAUGCUGGAUGAGGCGGAUCUAGAGCUGGGAGCUGGAGGAGCAGGCGGCGGUUCACCAGAAGCAGCAGGACGAAGUAAUACUAACAGAGAUCGUCAUAAGAAUGCUGAUAUAUUGAACAUGGUUUUAAGCGUUAAAAAGCGCGCCCUACUCCAAAAUCCAGAAGUUCAAAAAUUUUGGACAAAUAUUAUGCAGGCUCUUGGAAAGUGAUUUGCUUAUAUGUUAAGAUAGAAAUAGUAUUUUCUUUGUUAAAUAAUUUAAUCAUUUAGUUUUAUAAGUACCUGCGAAGGGGGCCUGUAGUAAAAUCUGUUUUGUGGUUCAUGUGGCUCCAGAUAAGGUUUUGUAUAUUUACACUACUCUUAUAAUAAAAACUUGUAAAUAUUA
Molecule: messenger RNA, 694 nt
Organism: Drosophila willistoni
Lineage: Eukaryota; Metazoa; Arthropoda; Insecta; Diptera; Drosophilidae
Exons: 2
Coding region: 14-520 (168 amino acids)
Source: RefSeq, a predicted model, not a curated record